Molecule: messenger RNA, 3091 nt
Organism: Planococcus citri (citrus mealybug)
Lineage: Eukaryota; Metazoa; Arthropoda; Insecta; Hemiptera; Pseudococcidae
Gene: Regnase-1
Product: Regnase 1
Exons: 7
Coding region: 199-2406 (735 amino acids)
Cellular component (GO): cytoplasmic ribonucleoprotein granule; nucleus
Molecular function (GO): mRNA binding; RNA endonuclease activity; metal ion binding
Source: RefSeq, a predicted model, not a curated record
AAAUGAUAUGAGAAUAUUUUAAUUUUUUUUUUAGUUUAGUUGAUAGUGAAAGUUAUGUAACUUGUGAAUUCGCGUUUGAAAUAUUUUGCUGGUUAAAGUGAACUUUUGGAAGUGAUUUUCGUGUCACUAAUUGUUCAGUUUUCGUUUUCGUAAAGUUAUGUGAAAGUUCGAGUUUUAUGGAGGUUAUCCUCCGAAAAUAUGGAAAAAAGUUCGAGCUGUGUGAUUCGAGUUAAGAGUAAAUAUGCCAAUCAGUUUCUAUCGCUGGUCAACGUUGAUAAACUGCUGUCUUCGGUGAAAUUCCAUAGAAUAGAAGAUCCCCAUCUGCAGGAUCAUCAGGAUGAGAAUAUUUGCUUCUGGAUUCAGUUCAACGAUGAUAAGCCAAUUUGCAGUGUUUCUGAGUUACAAAAUUACAUAAACUCACUAUGCGACGAAUUCGAAUCCGAGAAAAAGUCGAAAUUUGGCGGUCCUGGGACCAGUUACUCAUCAUCAGCGACCGGAGAAGACUCGAGUUACGAUUCAGACUAUGACGGUAGCGAAGAACAGACUCACGGUCACGAUGACGUCAGCCGAACAGUUUCCGAUACCUUGGGUCAAGAGUUUUCCGAAUACGUCACGUCUCCUCAGCCUGCCGGCGACUCCGUCUACCAGUCUAAGGUCGAAUUCGCUCUCAAACUAGGAUACACUGAGAGAUUAGUCCAAGCAGCUUUGCAAAAAUUAGGUCCUAAUCCUGAACAAAAUGAACUCUUAGCGGAAUUAAUUAAAUUGGGAGCUCAUCAGCAGUCUUCAAAAUUGAAAAAUGACGGAGAUAGUUUCGACAGUGUCGAAGAUUUCGCUGUCAUCGACCAACAGUGCGCAGAUGGGAAUAAAUUGAGACCUAUUGUCAUCGAUGGUAGCAAUGUUGCGAUGAGUCAUGGAAAUAAAGAGGUAUUCUCGUGUAGAGGUAUUAAAAUCUGUGUAGACUGGUUCCGAUCCAGAGGACAUAACGAAAUAACCGUAUUUGUACCAAAAUGGAGAAAAGAAGCCCCUCGAGCUGAUAAUCUCGUCAUAGAUCAAGAAAUUUUAAACGAACUCGAAAGAGAAAGACUGCUGGUGUUUACUCCGUCGAGGGAAAUACGAGGCAAGAGAAUGGUCUGUUACGACGACAGAUAUAUUUUGAAACUGGCCGCUGAUAAUGAUGGAAUCGUCGUUUCCAACGAUAAUUAUAGAGAUUUGAUUCAAGAAUGUCCCGAAUUUCGAAAAGUCAUCGAAGAAAGAAUACUCAUGUAUUCGUUUGUCAAUGAUAGAUUUAUGCCUCCUGACGAUCCAUUAGGAAGAUCCGGCCCUACACUGGAUAAUUUCCUGAAAAUGCCUACAUUCCGCAAAGGUGAAACGUGUCCUUAUGGUAAAAAAUGCACUUACGGUAACAAGUGCAAGUAUAACCAUCCAGAACGAGGCCUCGGACCACAAAAAUCCAUUACCGAUAGACUGCUGGAAAACCAUCAGAAGCAGUUACUAGCUAGAAAUAUGGAUCCUAAUUCGGCCAAAAAACUGAAAGGUAAAUCGUUAAGUUUGCCUUUACAAUCGUCAAUGUCCGACGAUCCGCAACCUCACCUCGGUCAAAUACCAUCGGCUCGAAAGCAACCCCUGAUACGAACGAAAUCGACCACUUUCAAUUGUAAAAUCGAUCCAGAUACGAAAAACAUUCCAAAGCUAGACACUCCAUCGGGUCCAGAGUCGUGCUGUUUGCCUAGAUCAUGUCCGGUAUCCACUUCAGCCACUCAUGUACCAAUCGGAGCCCAUGCCCAGCAAUCGUACAACUACCGGAUGAUGUAUCCAAUGGGAGGCCCUGUACCACCGCAGAUAAACCAGCCGGAAGUCGGAGUCGGCCAAUCUUACAUGUCUGCGAAUCGAUCCCCGGUUGAGACCGACUCGUCGGUCAAUUUACAUCGUAAACUGCAACGCGAACUUUCCAUUAAUCCUACUUGCGAUCCUAGAAUAUAUCAAUUACGAAGACACCUGACGUCACCGGAAAGCCAACACUUACCCGUAUCCAGACACUACAGCUAUCAAGACGCUAAUUAUCUGAGCGCACAUUCGAACGUUACCAGAAUAUCUUCAGCUCCGCCGGCUAAUCCUCCUUAUACCGUAGCCAACGAAUGUACUCACGGUAGCAGUUCCGAUCCGCAGCUCAAUCUGCAUGUUCCUGGACUGAACGCAGCUCUGUGGCCAGCUCCGGCCCAGCAGCAUAAUUAUUCGGGGCCUCCUAUGACGUCGAAUAUCGAAGAAACCAGACGCAAGUUACAUUACCAUCUCGCGUCUAUAUUUCCCGAAGAACAGGUCGACGCUGCGAUGCGAUAUUAUCCCAAUGAAACCAAUCCUCAGAAAAUCUGCGCAGCUAUAUUAUCCAUGUUUUCAUCGAAGCCAUGACAAGUGUUGGGCUAAAUGGAAAUUAUUCAACAGACACGCUACUGUGGUUUUUCUUAGACUGAUUUUUAUUCGUAGUUUAGUUAAAAGGAAAUAGGGUUUUUUGAACGUUGACGUUCGUGUAUUGAUUGUUACCUCUGCGAGAAUUUUUGUUUGAAGAGUUGAGAUUGUGAGAAUAGCGAAUGUUGGUGCUUGUCAAGAGUGAUACGAUUUUUGUUAGUAACAUCUUGAUUUUAUUAUUGUUGUUGUUUACCUAAUAUUGUGAUAAUUCGUUCGUUCGAAUUGUAUAUAUUAAGAGUAUUUAUUCUGAUAUUCUGUACGUUUUUUCCCUCGUUUACUCCCCCCUCCCCCUUGUCCCAUUCACAUCUUUAGUACUAGGUAAUUUUUUUUUAGAAAUCCAUCGUUGUUUUUAGAGAAUAUUAUCGCUGUUAAAAUUGCUAGUAUUUUGUUUUCGUACGUGUUAUUAUUGUAUUCGAUGUUACGAAUUAAUUAAUGUUUGUUUUUAUUUUUAGAAGCAUUAUGAAAAUAAUGUAUUCGGAAUUCUAUUGUAUGUUAUACAUAUUAUGUACACAAUUGAUAUUAUAAUACGUUGUAUUGACAUUUUUUUAUACUUUAAUUUUUUCCAAAAGAUGAUGUAUGUGUUCAUAACACGAUUUUUAACAAUAAAGGAGAUCUGCUGUUUGUAUCA